This is a messenger RNA of Lucilia sericata (common green bottle fly), 757 nucleotides long. RefSeq lists its product as uncharacterized. The transcript is spliced from 2 exons. Lineage: Eukaryota; Metazoa; Arthropoda; Insecta; Diptera; Calliphoridae. The record is from RefSeq and is a predicted model, not a curated record. Bases 107 to 487 code for a protein of 126 amino acids.
ACUUUGGAUUACAAGAACUUUAGUUUUCUUUAAAGCUGUUAAACUUCCGUUGUAAUUCGAAAAAUUUUUAUUAGGAAAAAAUGGAUAUUAGGAAAAUUGCAGUUAUAUGCAUAGCACUUUCCCUUUUGCUUAUGCUCAAGCUUUAGAAGAUCAAAAAGCUGAGAGUAAUACGGCAACCACCAUAAGCCCUUUUGAAAUCGAACAUUAUGAAAGUGGUACUGAUAUACCAAAAGAACCAGAAAGUUUUACAGCUACGACAGUAAGUCCCUUGAUUAAUGCUCCCGCAUCAUCAGACAAGCACUCUGAAGCAGCUCAACCUGAAGUGAUGGCACCAAUUGAAGGAGAACCCACUAAAAUAGAGGAAAUCAAAGAAAUUUUUAUUGAUGAAAAUGGCGUUGAAGUGAAUUACGAUAAAAUUUAUAUUAUUGUGAAAACUGUAGUGAAGAGGAGGGGGAGGAAAAUGCCAAUAAUGAUAAUAAGAAAUUGAUUUUCUCUACAAGUGAAGAAGAACUUUCGGAAUCAACUGAUAAUGGUAGUUAUGAAACUGGAGAUGGUGAUGAUCUUGGAGAAGAACCACUUUUUGAUGAUGAAGAUGCUAUUGAUGAGUUAAUUGGUUAUGAUGAAGAGAUUCAGUAUGAUGAUAAUGAUGACGAUGAUUUAAGGGAAUAUGAUGAACCUUUAUUGCUGGAAGAAGUAUUAGCAGAUGAUAUGAGUGGAGACAGUUACGAAGGUUCAGGAUUGUAAAAAGGAACCUUCG